Molecule: messenger RNA, 6051 nt
Organism: Onychomys torridus (southern grasshopper mouse)
Lineage: Eukaryota; Metazoa; Chordata; Mammalia; Rodentia; Cricetidae
Gene: Zbtb46
Product: zinc finger and BTB domain containing 46
Exons: 5
Coding region: 1861-3657 (598 amino acids)
Biological process (GO): regulation of transcription by RNA polymerase II
Molecular function (GO): protein binding; RNA polymerase II cis-regulatory region sequence-specific DNA binding; DNA-binding transcription factor activity, RNA polymerase II-specific
Source: RefSeq, a predicted model, not a curated record
GUCUGCCUCUGCCUCCUGAGUGCUGCGAUUAAAAGCUUGUGCUACCACCAACCACUAGUACUCUCCUUUUACUAGGAACUACUUUAAUGUUUGAUUGAUGUCCUCUUCUUAGGAGCUACUCUGUAGUCCAAGCCAUCUGAAAGAAAGGCACUCCCAUAGCCUCACAGCCUCCCCUGGCCUCCCAUGAUCAAACAUCACAUUACCAUAAAUUGAGUCAGGUUUCACCUUUACAUUCCCUUCAAGAACUAGGCACAGGCAUUCAGAUGUGUGGGAGACAGAGAAAGGACAGAAGCAGGGAAGAGCAGAAAGAAAGUGAAGGCAAGUACAGUCCAAAAUAUACUUGCCCACCCUCCCAGACACCAAGAUCCCCAGUAGGGCCAGCUUUUCUGUAGAAGUGUAAGGAGAGAAACAGCUGAAAGGGGGGAGCUGAAAGGUAUAUGACUGCCCAAAUUCGUGAGUCACAUAAACAGUAGCUACAGUCUCCAGGGCAAUUGGAAGUCCUCAGGCUCCAGUGGGCUGCAGUGUGUUGCCUCCAAGUUCCUGAGGUGCCUGCGUGCUAGGAACAAUGCAAGCUGCCGGCGCCGCCGGGGGCUCAAGCCUUGGCCCACAAGCCAGGGGAAAAGUAGGUCCGUGUGGCCCCCAGGCCUCAGCAUCGUCCAUCUCCUUCUGGCAGCGCUCACGAUAAGAACGCAGCAUUGCUAAGCACCACUCAUCAUCCACGCGGUAGCGCGCAUAGAAUGCAGCUUCUUGAGCCAAGUUACUGGUGCGUAGCCAGCGGGUUACCACCGUGCGGCCCUCGCGGGCCAUCACAGAAGGAUAUCUGUGCUGUAGCAGACGCAAUAGCAGCUCAUUACCACGGUUACCUUCCACAUCACCCUCCUCUUGACAGGAUGGCAGAGUAGCUAUAUGGCUCGAGGUGCUGACAACAUCAUCUUGCGUGCGCCUGAGCAACAGUACUGGGCCUGGGUAGCAGCACAGCUGCUCAGCAACAUUGAGAUUAAAGUGCUCCCGUACAGUGCGUACCACCAGCCCUUUCCAACUGUGGGGCAUGACCUUCAGCGCUAGUGGCACAAGAUCAUCAAAGGUGGCAUCCAGCACCAGUGCACCUAGUUCUGGGUAAGUCAUGGUGGCCCAGGUAGCUGUGAAGCCUCCAAUAGACCAGCCAUAAACUACAACAUUUGCUGGCGGGAAGUGCAGGCGGUGCAGUGCAUACUUGACCACCACAUCCAUUGCAUUUGCAUCAUGUUGAGGGAAAGGUGCGCCUGUGCUGCCCCCAAAACCAGGGUGGUUCCAGCCUAGCACUGAGUAUCCAGCCUCCAGAGGUGCAGACAGGCAGCCCAUCUCGUAGAAGCCAGCAUUGCCUUCACAGCAUAUGACCAAGCGCAGUCCACGGCCAUGGCUGCCUGGAUGCUGACGACGGUCCAUGAACAUAGUGUCAAUUUCAUUGCCAUCACAAGCCACCAGCUUGGCACGCCGCCCACGGUAGCGCUCCACUAGGCGCUCUUGGCCCUGCUGCAGUAGAGGCAGUAGCGCACGUGUCAUCAAGAACAUAGAGCCAGGGUAUACAAGCCAGCGGCCCAGUGAGUGGGCCAGUGCAUAGCUGGCUAGUUGACUGGGCAGCUCACGGAUCUGCUGGAGGAGGCACUGUGCUUGGCUUCGAGCCCCACGCGGAGGCCUUGUGAGUGCGUCCCCACCCAGUGCUGCAUCAUGUAGCAGCCACACACCUGCUGCAGCUGCAGCACAUGUCAAGGCACGAUGACUGCUGCUACCAGUGCCUGAGGCAUGCACAUCAUCCCAGCGGAAGUCCACUGGCCAGCUUCGGAAGUUAGUCUAUAGAAGAGGCAGCAGCAAGGCUCCCAGAUGAACAACCGAAAGGAAGAUAUGGAAAUCACUUCUCACUACCGGCAUUUGCUGCGCGAGCUCAAUGAGCAGAGACAGCACGGAGUCCUGUGUGAUGUGUGUGUCGUGGUGGAGGGCAAGGUCUUCAAGGCACACAAGAACGUCUUGCUUGGGAGCAGCCGCUACUUCAAGACACUCUACUGCCAGGUGCAGAAGACAUCUGACCAGGCAACAGUCACUCAUUUGGACAUUGUCACAGCCCAAGGCUUCAAGGCCAUUAUUGACUUCAUGUACUCUGCCCACCUGGCUCUUACUAGCAGGAAUGUCAUUGAGGUGAUGUCAGCUGCCAGCUUCCUACAGAUGACUGACAUUGUGCAGGCCUGCCAUGAUUUCAUCAAGGCUGCACUGGAUAUCAGCAUCAAGUCAGAUGCUUCAGACGAACUCUCUGAGUUUGAGAUUGGCACCCCAGCCAGCAACAGCACAGAGGCACUGAUCUCAGCUGUAAUGGCUGGAAGGAGCAUCUCCCCAUGGCUGGCUCGGAGAACAAGUCCUGCCAAUUCUUCUGGAGACUCUGCCAUUGCUAGCUGUCAUGAAGGAGGGAGCAGCUAUGGGAAGGAGGACCAGGAGCCUAAGGUUGAUGGUCCUGAUGACAUUUCGUCACAGUCUUUGUGGCCUGGAGAUGUAGGCUAUGGGUCUUUGCGCAUCAAGGAAGAACAGGUUUCACCAUCACAUUAUGGAGAGAGUGAACUUCUAUCCUCCAAGGACACUGCAAUACAGAACUCUUUAUCAGAGCAGGGUGCUGGGGAUGGCUGGCAGCCCACAGGCCGGAGGAAGAAUAGGAAAAACAAAGAGACUGUCCGACAUAUCACACAGCAGGUGGAGGAGGACAGCCGGGCUGGCUCCCCAGUACCCUCAUUCCUGCCCACAUCGGGAUGGCCUUUCAGCAGCCGAGACUCAAAUGUGGACCUGACCGUCACUGAGGCCAGCAGCUCAGACAGCCGAGGUGAGAGAGCAGAGCUCUAUGCACACAUCGAUGAGGGCCUCCUAGGAGGAGAAACCAGCUACUUGGGCCCACCCCUCACCCCAGAGAAGGAUGGAGCACUGCAUCAGGCCGCUGCAGUGGCCAACCUGCGUGCAGCACUCAUGAGUAAGAACAGUCUGCUGUCACUCAAGGCUGACGUGCUCGGGGAUGAUGGCUCGCUUCUGUUCGAGUACCUGCCCAAAGGUGCCCACUCAUUGUCUCUGAACGAGUUCACAGUGAUCAGGAAGAAGUUCAAGUGUCCCUACUGCAGCUUCUCGGCCAUGCACCAGUGCAUCCUUAAGCGACACAUGCGCUCGCAUACUGGAGAACGACCCUACCCUUGUGAGAUCUGUGGCAAGAAGUUCACUAGGCGAGAACACAUGAAGCGACAUACUCUGGUCCACAGCAAGGACAAGAAGUAUGUAUGCAAGGUGUGCAGCCGUGUGUUUAUGUCUGCAGCCAGCGUGGGUAUUAAGCAUGGUUCUCGUCGCCAUGGUGUAUGUGCAGACUGUGCUGGCCAGGGUGUGGCCACACCACUGGACCAUGGUGGAGGUGGUGAGGGCUCCCCUGAGGCAUUGUUUGCUGGUGAAGGGCCAUACCUGGAAGACCCCGAUGAUCCACGAGGGGAAGGUGAAGAGGAGCUAGAUGAGGAUGAGGAUGUGGCCAAAUGGAAGGACGACGUGGGUUUGACACAUGAGGAUGCACUGCUGGGAGAUGACAAGGAUGACGAGGACUCUCCACAGGGGCCCCGCAGCCCCUCUGGGGAACCUGAUAAAGACUUUGCCUGGAUCUCCUAGGGGCUCUGCUCUGGUGGGCAGGGUGGGUAGUGGCUGAAUCGCUUUGUCCACCUGUGUGUGUCUUAGUGGGUCUUUACUUACCAAGGAGCAGGGCCAUGCUGACUCCUUGAAGCUCUUCCUACAGGCCCUCCUCUGUCCUAUAACCCUCCCCUCUUUCAGAAACUGGUCCUAUGAGCUAAGAAGUGGGUGUGACUCCAGUGAAUGGGGAGCACUAGGACUGAACACAAAGUGAGGAUACAGUAUGGGUUUAGGAAAAGGGAGAAUGCCUACUCGCACCUGUCCAGGUAUAAAUGGAAUCCCCAACAGGUGGGUCUAGAUAUAAGGGCAGGGCUGCACCAAGGCCUGGGCAUGCUUCCUCAGGGUAUCAAAGGAGCCCUUCGCUGUGAACCUGGCUAGGAAUGCAAGAUGACUCAGUGGCCAGGUCAGGGUCAGCACUAGUUAGGGUCAUGAGGGCAAUCCCCCAGCCCACCAGGUCUGAGUAGGUGUUGAGUUUCACAUAAAUACAAACUGCUCCAUCCACAGCAUUGCUCAAUCUUCCACCCCCAUUCUCCGUCAGUCAGGUUAUGGGCUCUGGCCCUGUCAUUUUGUCCUCUUGGUUCCUGCUGCCCCAUGGCAGCUGGUAGAAUCUAGUGAGCAUAAAGCCCUGCAACCCUCUUACCUCCAGGCUUUGGUGCUUAACACAAAAUGGCUGCAGAUGCCUCUCUGGAAGCCCUAGGCUCCAGGUGCUAUCUCUGUUGGAAGCAGCUACCCAAGUGGCAGGCCAAAGAGGAAGAAGGUUCUGUUCAAGAAGGGCCCUGUGGCUGGAUGCUUUACGCUUUCAGGCCCACAGGGUUGAGUUGCAAGGGCCACAGCUCUUUGUUCUGUGUGCACUUUCUUUGAGAGCCCCACUGUGCACCCUGAGUUCUGCCUAAGCCCUUGCUGACCCCUCCUUGGACCAGAUAGAGCUCAAGCUCCUGCAUUUGUUGCUGCUAACAAUGGAGGUGGGUGUUCCUAGCUGCAGUGUGCUGCUGAUGCCUCCCUGCCUAGGAACCAAAUUUUAAAGAAGUCAGAGACAUUUUCAGGUGGUUACUACAGGCUACUUUGUUCUGAAUUGUUUUUCUCAUUUGACAGGACUCUACAGGAGUGGUUUCAUUUAACUCUUCAUCAAGCCCACUUUCUGUAUUUCUAAAGGCCCUCACACUUGUUCUGUGAAAAGUGUAGGCUUCAUUUCCAUGGCUCUGAGGCCCAGAGAGGCAGCUGUCCACUUAACCUGCAGGGUAGACACAGAUACUGCAGCCUGCCCUCUUCUUGAGGCCAUUUCUGACAAACUAUCAAGACAUUCCAUCCUUCACCCACCUCAUCUCCCAAAGGCCCACUGCAGUGAUGUUCAGUGAGUGAACACUCCGAUGAGGUGCCGUGGGCUAACCUACUCUGUGCAAGGGCUCAUCAGGCUACUAAGCAUUAGGGCCAGUUCGAGAAUUUUGUUUUUCCUUUCUCAAACACUAAGUCAAAUGGCUUUUAGACAUUUUUUUUUUUUUUUUAAAACUGGCUCAUCUGUUCUUUCUAGGUAAGAGGAAGCCCCAUAAAACUGUAAUUUAGGUCCCAGUGGUUAUACAGAGCAUGUCACCUGGUAACAUUCCCCAAGUACCAGCUGCCUGAAUUACAAGAAGGAAUCAGAGCUUUUAUUGUUUUAAACAAAACAACAGUCAAGAGGAACAGGGCCAGGACUCUCUACAGAGUGUAGGAACCACUGUCUGAAAGCUGUGUGCCCCUCUACUCACUGCCCUCUCCUCUGAGGCAUACUGGUUCUGGAGGACAUUUCUGUCCAGUACAGUAGCGUAGCUAGACCCCCUUUUACCAACAGAACUCCAGGUCGAGACCGUCUAGCCUUGCUAGGCCCCUUGAGGGCUAUCAGACUUAGUACCUUCCUCUCUCUUUCAAAUUGCCUUUUCUAAACAUUUUCUUAUAAAAUGCAUUUGGAAACUAGACCUUUGCUACCACUGUCUCUGGGUUUUUCUAUCAGUCCCUACUUCUCAGGCUGUCCUGCCCAGGACCCAGGACCUCUGGCUCACCUCCCAAGGCACCUGUGCCCUCCACUCUCAGGAUGUCUUGCUCUGACUGGCCCCACUUCCAGACUGCCUUUGCUGUCCUUUCUGGGGGUUCCCUGUCAGUACCGCAGGGCACUUCCUUAAAACCAGUACUGUACCAGAAAACUAAGGGUCCUGGUUCUGGUCCCACCACCUUCCAAGUGUUUGCCAUGUGACAGGCUUUGUUCUGGCUCAGUUUCCAAUUGGAAAGUGGAAUUCUAGAGAUCCAGAUGAAUACAUCCAACUCAGGAGGCAUGGAGGGAAAGGACAUAUGUAUUGAAGUUUUUUUUCUUUUUUAAUGUGACUUUUUUUUAUUCAAUGUUCAAAC